Messenger RNA from Numida meleagris (helmeted guineafowl), 6230 nucleotides. It is a transcript of the gene RAB11FIP2, whose product is annotated as RAB11 family interacting protein 2. The transcript has 5 exons. Gene Ontology annotation, biological process: regulated exocytosis. The record is from RefSeq and is a predicted model, not a curated record. NCBI's taxonomy places the organism in Eukaryota, Metazoa, Chordata, Aves, Galliformes, Numididae. Gene Ontology annotation, molecular function: small GTPase binding. Gene Ontology annotation, cellular component: endosome; phagocytic cup. The coding region runs from base 294 to 1826 and encodes 510 amino acids.
CCGGGGCGUGCGGGGAGCCGGGCCCGGGGCAGCGCGGGGCUGUGCCGGGAAGGGCGGCGGGGCCGGCGGGUGGAGGGGCGGCCGAGGACCCGGGAGUCCUGUAGCGAUGGAGUCACCCGUCGGGCUGCGUGGGUGGGGGGAGACCUGAGCAGUGGUCAGUGCCUCCUGAGAGAAGUGCUCGGAGAGCUGCGCCCUGGGUUGGUGGCAGGUGCCUCCACUUAAGUGCCCUUACGCAGUAACUUGAGGACUUAGAGACUUUGUUUUGGUUAUUGCUGCUGCUGAGAGCUUCAAAGAUGAUGCUGGCAGAGCAAGCCCAGAAGUGGUUCCCAACUCACGUGCAAGUCACGGUUCUUCAAGCCAAAGGUCUGAAGCCCAAAGGCAAAAGUGGCACCAAUGAUGCGUACACCAUCAUCCAGCUGGGCAAGGAGAAGUACUCCACCUCAGUAGCUGAGAAGACCCUGGAUCCGGUCUGGAAAGAGGAGGCCUCAUUCGAGCUGCCUGGAUUGCUCAUGCAGGAGAACCCGGACAGAUACAUCCUGUACCUGAUUGUCAUGCACAGGUCGCUGGUGGGGCUGGACAAGUUCCUGGGACAGGUGGCAAUAAGUCUGAACGAUGUGUUUGAGGACAAACAAAGAAGGAAAACAGAGUGGUUUCACCUAGAGUCCAGACAAGGGAAAAGAACCAAAGACAGAGGAGAAAUAAAGGUCAAUAUUCAGUUUAUGAGGAAUAACAUGACAGCAAGUAUGUUCGAUUUAUCAAUGAAGGACAAAACCAAAUCCCCUUUUGCUAAGCUAAAAGACAAAAUGAAGGGUCGAAAAAAUGACGGGACAUUUUCAGAUACAUCAUCUGCUAUCAUUCCAAGUACUCACAUACCUGAUGCAAACCUAGAGGUGUGUAGUGGUGAAGUACAAAUGAAAUCAAAACCAAAAAAACCUUUCCUUUUGGGACCUCAGAGGCUAUCUUCAGCUCAUUCGAUGUCGGAUUUAACAGGAUCACAUGUCUCCUCAGAAAAAUUAAAAUCCAGCACAGUUGGCUACUCUCAUCUGUUCAGGCGUCAGCUAGAAUCUUUUGGUUCAGUUGAUGAAGGCGGGAGUCUAAAGUCUCCGCAUAGAAGGACAUUAAGUGUUGAUACGUCCAAAAUGAACCAACUUGACAGCACAGCUGAUGAAGCUCCUCUGGAACCACAUAAUGACCCAUUUACCAACGUGAGUGCUUCAUUACCCCAAAAAUUUGCUACACUGCCACGACAGAAGAAUCCAUUUGAAGAAAGCCCAGCAACAUGGGAUCAAAACAUAAGUCUGUUUUCCAAACCUGUUGACAUCAAAAAAGAAAUAAGAAAAGAGAAAAAAGAGAAAGUUAGUCUUUUUGAAAGAGUGACUGGCAAAAAAGAUAGCAGGAGGUCAGAUAAACUUAGCAAUGGGGGAUCAGAGAGCUCUACUGACUUGAAAUCACCAAGUGCAUUUGGUGAAACUCAUCAGGAGAGUUUUGAUUAUGAGUCGACUAAUCCGUUUAUGACAAACUUCAAGCCUACAAGCAUGUUGCCAUCUUCAAGUUUUAACGUGAAUCCUUCUGGCACUGAGGACCUCAGGAAAACAGCGGAUGGAAAUCCAUUUGAUGCCACUGCAGGAUACCGGAACCUUACUUACGAAGAGGUUCUGCAGGAGCUGGUGAAACAUAAAGAGCAACUUAAGAAGAAGGACACCCAUAUUCGUGAACUUGAGGAUUACAUUGAUAAUCUUCUCGUACGAGUGAUGGAAGAAACACCCAGUAUUCUCAGAGUGCCAUAUGAACCUUCUCGAAAAGCUGGCAAAUUUUCCAAAAGCUAAGAUGGUGACACUUGGUGGUACUGAAUACAUCAGUGGAAGGAAACAACAUUUCAACAUUUGGACUUCUUUUCAUUCCUUUUUGUUCUAGAAAAUUCCAGGCGUUGGAAGGAUGGGACUUGGUUUUUUUGUGUGUUGGUUUUGUUUUUUUUUUAAACUCCAAACGCUAGCAGGUACUGCCAAAAUGGUACUUCACUGGGUUAGCCGAAUAACUUGGCUUAUUUUUUCUUUUUGAAAACACCUUUAGCUGCAGCGUACUUACUGUAGAGUAAAUAACACACAUGAAUGCAGUGUCCAUGUCCACACUGUCCAUGCAGUGUCAGCUGGGAUACCUUGUGCUGUUUUGAAUGUUUUCUUGACUGGUUAUUAAUAUGCAAAUAUGUCAAUUCUGGUAUUAUGGCAUGCCAUUAAGGCCACUGUUUUCAAGCCAGUGUAGAAUGCUUUACUAAAUCUAAAUGUGGCUUGUUGCAAUGGAAUGUAGUUUGUUUUACACACAGUAGAGGAAAACAGUGAUGCACAAUCUUUGCAGAGUAAAUGCUGUACUGUACGCAAUAUGCUUUUUGUAUGGCAGUGUGAAAAAUACCAUGCCAUUUCACUAAUGGCACAUGUGGGAAUGAGUUAAUUUACACUUAAAUGCAGAUUUUUUUGUGUAUAAUGAUUGAACUUCGGUGGCGAGCUCAUGACAUAGGAUUAUUUUGAAAAUCUUUUUGUAUGAAGUUAUUGCAUGCUUUUUUUAUAUGUUAAAGUACUUUGAACAGUGUUAAUAGAGUCAGAAGUAGGAUGGGAGAAAAGUUGGAAUAAGAUAAGAAUACUUUGUUCAGUCAAGGUCUGCUACAGUAAAAAUAUAGGAGAAAUGAACAGACUGAAUUAAAAAGACAUGGUAAUUCUGAAAAUAUAGAACUGACUCAAUUUAAGGUUGAGUUUAACAUGAUAGAUGUCUCCUAGGUUUUUUUAAAACUUAACGAGAACAAAAUAUAAGCCUUUAAAAAUAGGCUGUGUUGCCGAAACACGUCUAGGGUAACUUAGAAAGGCUUAAUUUUAUUUUAUUUUUUUUUAAAAGGUUGGUAUUCCAUAGAAGUACUUUGAAAGUCAGUUCUCAUUGAGGCAAAUGAAAGAAUGUAGUAAAUGUCUUCCUGAUCAUUUAAUAAUUGUAAGAUGACAGAUGAAAAGGAUAUCUGUUAUUCAAUAAAUUGGCUAAAUAUAGUGAUGAACUUAUUGAGGGAAAAUACUGUAGGAGAAGAAUCCUUAUAAUAUUAACGUAAGUAGAUUUUAAUUUCCUUCAUAAGAGCCUCAGUUGGAUUGUCUAUUGCUGUGAAACAGUAAGAAAGUAUUAAAAAAAAAAAAGGUACAGAGAAUAAUCAGAUUUGGAUUUUAAAAGAAUGACUGUCUUUUCCACCUCUUUUCUUUCUACACCUGAUCCAUUUUCUUACACAACAGCAGUAAUAGCUGUUGUUGAGAAAGUAAAAGCUUAAAAUUCCUUUUUUUCAUGCUGUAAAAAAUCUAUAUUUUUGUUGUUAAAACUGCAAAGAUUAGUAAUAUCUUAAAUAAUUAUUAUCUGGAAGAGGUGAAAAGGGUCUACUAUCUGAAUACUUUUGACAACAUUAGUUUUAUAGGAUGGCAAAGAAAUAUUCUUCUGAGACAAAAAAAAUAAUUUGGUACAGUCGUUCUCAGAUUUCAUUUUCUUACUUUUGUUCUUUAUUCUUUUCUCCUUCUUUUCAUGUUCAUUCUUUCCAUUUUCUCCCAUUUUUAGGAGCUAUCUCCCAUCCCCCAGUGCUAAAAUUCACGCAGUUUGAGCAUUCUCAGCCCUGUGUUGGGAUCCACCAGUGUGGGUCAUUUUGCCUGGAUGAAGCCUCAGCAAUUCCAGUCAAGCCCUACCUAAUAGUAGUGCUCCCCAUUUAGUCAUUUGAGACAAAGAAACAGGCCCACUUCAUCAAGUAAUCUCUCUUUUGACAGCUGAAAGAUUUAUCCAGUUCUGUACCUCGUAAACCAUAUGAAUGUCUUUUUGACCCAUGUAAAGGUCUGUAUGACUGUAAAUUUGCUGUAAUAUAUUCGAAGUGCCAAAGGUUAUAUACAAAGUUAUGGUACGUUUACUGUUGGAAGUUAGGUUUUGCACUCAGUUAGAUUUUAAUUUCCUAAUUACACCAAGAUGUAUUUCAGUUACUCAGUAUUUCCAUGCAACUUCUUGAACAUUUUUGAAUGUUUGGCUGAGGCGAGUGGUUUUCUUGUAUUGAUAAUGGGGAAGAGUUGUGCAAUUGUUUUGAAUUCAACAGUCCUUUUCAAACUAACUGGUACACAUGAGACGAUGUGUAGUAUCCAUGAUGAUUAAACCAUACAGACCAAUGGGGUUUAACAAGUAAGUACACUCCAAUGACUUUUCACUUACAAGCCAACUUAUAAUUAUUAAAAUGAAACUCUACUAUAUUUAGCACCUCUGAAAUCACUUCUUUUAGAAUGUAAAUGUAGAAUAUCAAACUGCAUAAUUGACUAAAAGCAGAUCAUUUGACAUAUUUGCAUACCAAGAAUGAUAAGCAGAUUAAAGGUAGCGAAAAGAUCAAUUUUUGUGCAUUAGUGAAGAAAUUUAGUGAAGCUUUGAAUGCGCUAUCUCGUCUUUAUCUGAUCUGUGAGUGAAUAAAUGCACCUUUUGUUUCCAGCAGUUUAUCAAGAAAGAGGGGAGAACGACAAAUGCGAUUUAGGAAAAGGUAAAGUUACCGAAAGAGACAGAAUAGUACAUUUCAACUCUGAAUUUUUAUAUGGAGUUCUUAUGGCUAAAUAUAUAAGCUACUUUGGAGCAAUUUUGGAAAAAUUACACUCCUGUCAUUUUGUGUUUAAAAAGAAAAUUUUAACAUUUUUCUAUAUUUUUGAGGCUAUUUUUGAAAAGCAUCAUCGUCCCACCUGUAUUUGAUGGAGCAUGCAGCUUUCAAAUGAAAACAUUUCAUACAGAGUAACUUAUAUGCUGAAAACAAAGUAAGUUCUGUUACUCCAGUAGGACAAAACUGUAAAUUCUUUGACAGAGCAUUUAAAAAUCGUAAUAACUUGCCACUUACAAUUAGUCUGUCUUGCCCUCUGAAAUGUAGGGAUGAGAAUUUUGGACACAGUAUUUUGAUCUCUUCUGUCAAAAAUAAGUAUGAAAGUUCAUCCAUGCGCACCCUGUACUUGGAAAUUCUCCUUUGAAACAUCUCUGCUCAUAGCAAUGUACUUUCCUUACUUUAGAGAACAAAUAUCAAGGCCGUAUUUUAGUUUUGCAAGUAACGUUAACUUUCUACCAUUCAAGAAGUAUGCUUAAUAUUUAUAUAUGGUACCUCGUGCUGCUGUAUUUUAUGUUUAGCUUGGUUUUCCACCUACUAAUGAAUGUAGCAUUCUCCCUAGAUUAUACAUAGCUACAUUUAUUGCAGUUGGCUCUGUAUCAAGAACUAUUUGUAACUUUCCAGCUGUGAAAAUGUUGCCUUGAAUUUAGAAAGGCUUCAUGAUGUGGGGACCUAAUGAAACUCAUGCUCAUUAGGUACUAGUCUACAUUUCUUUCUGUAGAGGAUGCCCUUUCUUAGAUGCAUCUUAAAACAGCUCCUGUCUUAAUAUGUUUACUGCUGCACUGGAGGCUUAUUUACACUUCCAGCUUUAAAGAAGAAAUAUUCUCCUAUAUUAAGUAUGUAAAGUAAGCUUUUUUGCUGUUUAUGUAUCCAUUACUGUUGUUGAUAUGAUAGAGGUGUUAGCUCUGUGAUUUUAAAAUGGUGAUAUUUGAAGCAUGUUGCCUAACUUCCUCUCUUUGAAGUCCGUGAUGAAGGAUAAUAGUGCUGCUGCAUUCGUGAUGCUAGAUGUAAGGGUCUGUCAGCACUUUCAGUAUGAAGCGCUGUUUUCAGGAAUUUGUAACUUCUAAAUCUGCAUACAGGCACUGGAAGUAUUUAAUAUGCAAUAGGUAGCACUUUAAUCUGCGUAUGGAGGGUUUUGAGAUUUGUUUCUGUCAAAAAGUCAUGAUCUCCUACAGCAUAGAGAGCAUUUACUUUGCCUUUCACAGUUUGUUCAUUGAAGCAGCCACUGUGUAAUACAAGUGAUAGAGCCAUUCCUAUUCAUCUUAGAAGCUUCCAGAUGUCUUGCAUUGUAAUAUGCUGUACAAAGCUGAAGAUCCAGGUUAUUAUAUAGGAAGUCUGUAAAAGAUAUGAACAUUACUUCUACCUUAAGGGUUAAUUUUGUCUUGUGAGAUCAAUGGUACGUUGUCUACAUUUAAAAAUGGUACAGAAUCACAACUAUAUGCACAUGUGAGAACUAUAAACCUAGGAUGCAUGAAAAACUUUAUUUUUGUUUCAUUAUUGCAACUUCAGCUUCUUUAAUUUGUUAUCUCAGUAUUUUAAUUUCUGUCCAUUAAAACAAUAUUGCAUGUCUAACACUAAUAAAGCACCACAAUGCACUACCACA